AUGAGAAUACUGUAAUUUUGCAUAUAAAAUUAUAAUGAUAUUAAAUUUAUAUAAAUCAGAAUUCAAAUUAAUUCAAUGAACUUUCCAAAUAAGGUAUAAUAAAAUAAAUGGAUUGAUGUACAUCUUAUUUUCCUUAUUGAUUAAAGAAUUCAUCAAUUAAGCGAUGAAAAUAAAAUGAAUUCAAACUGUUAUUCCUGUUUAAAAACUGCUUUAAAACUAUUUUAUACUUUUUUUAUAGGGUUAAGUUAAAGGUGUAUAUGCUGGUAAAAAUAAAAAUUAUACUGCAUUCACUAAUUUUAAGAUUCUUUUACAUUUAUGAACUGGGUUGUUAUCAAGUAUUUUUAUGAAUUUAUUUUCUGA
This is a messenger RNA of Paramecium pentaurelia, 360 nucleotides long. The record is from the annotation of a GenBank genome assembly. NCBI's taxonomy places the organism in Eukaryota, Ciliophora, Oligohymenophorea, Peniculida, Parameciidae.